AAACGGGGUAGUGUGACUCAUACAGUCAAGUCUUCACUUUCAGUUCCACAGACAGACGAAACCCCAUGGCGGUGGAGAUAAGCAGCAGCAGCAAGGGGACCUCUUCCACUUCCACUUCCACUUCCACAGACAGACUCGGUUUCCUCAAUUUUUACUUCUGCUGCUUCCUCUCCCUAAUUUCGUCGUCGUCCUCCUCCUCCUCCUUGGUUGUGGCCGCGUCGCCGUCGCCGUCCCAACAGCUGAUCAUAUCAAGAUUUCAACAAUACCUGCAAAUCAACACGGCCCAUCCCAACCCUAAUUAUCAGGAAGCAGCCGAUUUCAUUCUCUCUCAGGCCAAAUCCCUCUCUCUCGAAUCCCAGAGCCUAGAUUUCGUCGAUGGAAAACCCCUCGUCCUCCUCAAAUGGCCUGGUAAGAACCCCCAUCUCCCUUCCAUCCUUCUCAAUUCCCACACUGACGUUGUUCCCGCUGAGCAUCACAAGUGGUCCCACCCUCCUUUCGACGCUCAUCUCAACGACCACGACGGCCGUAUCUACGCCAGGGGAUCGCAGGACAUGAAGUGCGUGGGAUUACAGUACCUGGAGGCUAUCCGCAAAUUGAAGAACUCCGGCUUCGAGCCCACCCGCACUGUCUACUUGUCCUUUGUCCCCGACGAGGAAAUCGGCGGCCACGAUGGUGCUGAGAAGUUGGCAGAUUCCGAUAUUUUUAACAAGAUGAAUGUAGGCAUAGUGCUGGAUGAAGGUCUGGCCUCUCCAAACCAGAAUUACAGGGUGUUCUAUGGGGAGAGAUGCCCUUGGUGGCUGGUCAUAAAGGCUUCUGGUGCUCCUGGGCAUGGCUCUAAGCUUUAUGACAACUCUGCUUUGGAGAAUCUGUUGAAGAGCAUCGAGAUCAUUAGGAGGUUUCGCGCUGCUCAAUUUGAUCUGGUUAAGGCUGGCCUCAAGGCUGAAGGAGAGGUUGUUUCUGUUAAUACAGUCUUUCUAAAAGCUGGCACCCCUUCUCCCUCUGGUUUCGUCAUGAAUCUGCAGCCAUCUGAAGCGGAAGCAGGUUUUGACAUUCGAGUACCACCAACCGCUGAUCCAGCAUCCCUGGAGAGACGAAUUGCUGAAGAAUGGGCACCAGUUUCACGUAAUAUGACUUUUGAGUUUAAGCAGAAGGCUUCUGUUUAUGACAAAUUUGGGAAGCCAAUCCUCUCAGCUACCGACAGUUCUAAUCCAUGGUGGGCACUGUUAGAAGGAGCCGUCAAGAAAGCCAAUGGAAAGAUAGGAAAGCCUGAGAUAUUUCCUGCUGCCACAGAUGCUCGCUAUUUCCGAGAACGAGGCUUGCCGGCGAUUGGUUUUUCGCCAAUGGCAAACACUCCAAUUCUGCUUCAUGAUCACAAUGAGUUUCUGAGCAAGGAUGAGUACCUGAAAGGAAUUGAUAUAUAUGAGUCAAUAAUUAGCGCUUAUGCAUCUUACAUUGGAGAUAUGAAAGAUGGAGCUUCUAGAGAAGAGUUGUGAAAACAUGGCAUGCCUCUCCCAUCCAUGAAACAAAAUUCUUGGCAUCAGCUUCUGCCAAUUCUACCAGACAUGGAAGCCAGGAAUUGCAUGUUUGACCGACUCAUAAACUUCAGGAGCUAUGGGUUUGCCGAUUGCCACAGCCCCAUUGGGGUGAUUUGUCAUGUAUAAGUGGCAACCAUGUACAAUAAACUUAAUUUUUAUUAGUCUUUGGAUAUUGCUUUGCAUUUUGCAGUGCCCUUAGACCUGAUACAAUCACUCCUCGUAUCUUACUCCAUGGAAAAAUGAGUUGUGCUUUGUAGAUAUGAUACGGGCUGUGUAACAUUGCUCUUCGCUUUGUUGCUUAAUAAAUUGUUGACUACUGUUUUGAUAUGA
Rhododendron vialii is the source of this 1865-nucleotide messenger RNA. RefSeq lists its product as uncharacterized. Gene Ontology annotation, biological process: amino acid metabolic process. The transcript is spliced from 4 exons. Gene Ontology annotation, molecular function: aminoacylase activity. The coding region runs from base 66 to 1493 and encodes 475 amino acids. The record is from RefSeq and is a predicted model, not a curated record. Gene Ontology annotation, cellular component: cytoplasm. NCBI's taxonomy places the organism in Eukaryota, Viridiplantae, Streptophyta, Magnoliopsida, Ericales, Ericaceae.